Agelaius phoeniceus (red-winged blackbird) is the source of this 1656-nucleotide messenger RNA. The record is from RefSeq and is a predicted model, not a curated record. Lineage: Eukaryota; Metazoa; Chordata; Aves; Passeriformes; Icteridae.
AUGUGGGAAAUUAUCCGGGAAAAUCCAGGGAAUUUAUACAGGAAUUUAUACAGGAAACCGGAAACAGGAACCAGCUGGAGCCGUGAGGGAGCCAGCCCGGCCCACUGCGAUGAGCAGCUGCCGGAGCUGAACGUGCAUUUCCGCUCCCAGAGCUUCCUCACCUCCAUGUACGCCUCCUCCUGGUUCCUCACCCUCUUCCUCACCACCUUCCCCCUGCCCGUGGCCACGCGCGUCUUCGACAUCUUCAUGUACGAGGGUCUGGAGAUCGUGUUCCGCGUGGGGAUGGCCCUGCUGCAGUUCAACCAGGCCGAGCUGGUGCAGCUGGACAUGGAGGGCAUGUCCCAGUAUUUCCAGAAGGUGAUCCCUCACCAGUUCGACUCGUGCCCGGACAAGCUGAUCCUGCGCGCCUGCCAGGUCAAAUACAACCCCCGCAAGAUGAAGAGGCUGGAGAAGGAAUACGCCGCCCUCAAGAGCAAAGAGAUGGAGGAGCAGAUCGAGAUCAAGCGGCUCCGCUCUGAGAAUCGCCUGCUCAAGCAGCGCAUCGAGACCCUGGAGAAGGGCCAGGUGACGCGGGCACAGGAGGCCGAGGAGAACGACGUCAUCCGGCGGGAGCUGGCGCUGGUGCGGCAACGCUGCAGCUCAGCCACAGAGAGCCUGAGGCGGGCACAGAGCACCAUCAGGGAGCUGCAGCGCUGCAGCUCAGCCACAGAGAGCCUGAGGCGGGCACAGAGCACCAUCAGGGAGCUGCAGGGUAACCCCCGCCUGAGCGAGGAGUUCGUGGCGCACCUGGAGACGGAGCUGGAGCGGUCGCGGCUGCGCGAGAGCGAAACCCUGGGAGCCCUCAAGGAGAUGCAGGACAAGGUCCUGGACAUGGAGAAGCGGCAGCCGCUGCUCCCGGAUGACUCCAGCGUGGUUCGGCUGCAGGAGGAGCUGCAGGAGCUGGCACUGAGGGACAUCGGGGACAUCGGGGACAUCGGGGACACCUGGCAGGUGUGCGGGGGCCGCUGGAAGGAGCCGCGGGCGCUGCACGAGGCCGUGCUGGGGGUGCAGCUCCGCGAGAGCCAGGCCCAGGCGGAGCUGAGGGCGCUGAGACAGAGAGUGCUGCACCUGGAGACACAGGGGCGCAUCCAGCGGUCGGUGCUGGGCCGGGCCGAGCAGGCCUGCGCUGGCCUAAGGGAGCAGCUCCGCGCCGCGGCCGCCCAGAGCCAGGGGCUGCAGGCCCAGCUCAGCGAGAGCCACCGGAAACACGCGGAGGCUCAGUGCAAGAGCAAGGAGGAGGUGAUGGCCGUGCGGCUGCGCGAGGCCGACAGCAUGGCCGCCCUGGCCGAGAUGAGGCAGCGUGUGGCCGAGCUGGAGAUCCAGCGGGAGGAGGGGCGGCUGCAGGGCCAGCUGGAGCACUCGGACGCGGCGCAGUACAUCCGGCACCUGCAGGGCCACAUCCGGCAGCUCAAGGCCGAGAUCCGGCUGCUGCGGGGGCCGCUGUCCUUUGGCGCGGUGGCCCUGGGGACGCGCCUGGGGGACGAGGACUCGCUGGGCUCCUCGGACGAGGAGCUGCCCCCGCCGCCCUUCGCGCUGACCCCGGGGGACAUCGGGGACACCGGGGACACCGGGGACAGCAGCGACAGCGAGCCCGAGGUGGCACCCACAGCACCAUGA